Messenger RNA from Halichondria panicea, 2360 nucleotides. RefSeq names its product rho GTPase-activating protein 44-like. Gene Ontology annotation, biological process: regulation of Rac protein signal transduction; regulation of actin cytoskeleton organization; positive regulation of GTPase activity. The transcript is spliced from 15 exons. The record is from RefSeq and is a predicted model, not a curated record. The coding region runs from base 163 to 2244 and encodes 693 amino acids. NCBI's taxonomy places the organism in Eukaryota, Metazoa, Porifera, Demospongiae, Suberitida, Halichondriidae. Gene Ontology annotation, molecular function: protein binding; GTPase activator activity. Gene Ontology annotation, cellular component: cytoplasm; intracellular anatomical structure.
CCUCAAGGCCACACCAUAGUGGGCGGAUCCACAGAUCUUGCUGAUCCACUCCCUUUAGCUUUGUGUUUUGAGCUAGCUAGCUACCCCAGCCUCAUCCAACCUACACAGACACUAGCGUGUGUGGCCGUGUCUGCUCUAUCACUGAACGUUACUUGAGAGUGAAUGCUUGGAGGAGGAGGAACUAUGAAGCGCAUUCAACGACUUGCCCAGCGUGGAGUGGAGGCUUUGGGGAGAGGGGACAAAACAGACAAGCUGACCUCGAAACUGGCUGACAUUGAGCGGAAGGUGGAGGGUAUUCGAAACGGUUGCCUAGUGACGAUAAAAAAACUGUCGGCAACUUUUGUAGGAUCUGGAGGCAGUCUCGAUAAACACCAGAAAAAGAUCCCCCAGUAUGCACUGGGUGUGUCCAUGAUGGAGGCUGGGGGAGCUCUCAAUGACAAUCCGACGAAGGAACAUCAGUCGUCACUGUUCGGGGUGGUGCUGGAGAUGGUGGGACAAGCACAAAUAGACAUUGCCGCUCAAAUGUCACAGUAUGAGAUCUCAGUCAUGCAUGACAUCAUUCAAGAUCUCAACACAAUGCUCGAGGAGGACUGCAAAAAGGUUGACAAGGCAAAGAAGAAGUUAAGUACUGCUCGACUGGACAUGGAUGCGGCCAGAACAAGACUGAAGGCCUAUGAGGCGCAUGUUGAGAAGUCAACACGCGAGUACAAUAUGGAGAAGCUAGUGAACAUGCGUCAAGAGGUGGACGAGUGCUCUAAGAUAUUUGACGUUGCUCAGGACCACUACGCCACUGAGAUGUACGACUUCCUCAGCAAAGAACAGGUCUACACAACUAAGAUACAGGAGCUGGUUAAACUACAGAUCACCCACUAUAAGAAUGCAGCAGUGCAGCUUGAGGGCAUGUUGCCUACCUUUGAGAAGAAAAUGAAUGCUAGUCGGCUGCGGCCUGUGUUUGGUGCCCCCCUCGAUGAUCACCUUGCCAACUCUAAGCAGGGGAUAGCCACCGUGCUGGAGGUGUGCUGCACUACCAUCAGAGAGCAUUAUAUGGAGACUGAGGGAAUGUUCAGAAUAGCAGCCAGCACUGCCAGAGUCAAGUUCCUCAAGAGUGCUUUUGAUGCUGGUCAGACUGAUGUGUCUGGCCAUGACAGUCACACCAUCGCAGGCUGUCUCAAGAUGUAUCUACGUGAGUUGCCGGAGCCACUGCUCACCUUUGACCUCUACUCUGACUGGAUCAAAGCAGCUGGGAUUGGUAAUCCAGAGGACAGACUUCAGGCAUUAUGGGCAGUGAAAGAGCAGCUACCAGAGUCCAACCUUGCCAACCUCAAGUACCUCAUGGCUUUCCUCUAUGAGUUCUCUCUCUACUCUGAGAUUACCAAGAUGACCAUCAACAACAUCGCCAUAGUGAUAGGGCCCAACCUGUUGUGGCCGAGGGAAGAGAGCGCAGACCCACUCAACAUGGUGACCGAUACUGCAAUGCAACGGCGGUUGACAGAGACCAUGAUCGAGCACUGUCGCUGGAUGUUCCCUGGUCUACCUGAGCCCUCAUCUCCCUCACUGCCUCAGAGCUCUCUAACACCAUCCAACUCCUUCUCAUCCUCCCAGAGUAUGCCCCCCCUAUCUCCUCGACUGCCCUCUGACACAGCCUCCAUAAGCUCUACAGGCUCUUCAGGAUCGAGAGGCUCCCCUGCCCCUGCUCCUGUACCACGGGCAAGAGAAAGACAACCAGAGCGUGAACAGUCACACCCACUAGCUGACCACGCCCUCCUAGAAGGUGUCACUGUAAAGAUGAUUGAGAGCAAAACUUCACCAGUUGAAGGGACUCCUUCUCCAGGCGCACCCUCCCCUAAGACCAAGAAAGUGCCUCCGCCGGUGGCCCCGUACAAGCCAGUACAUGCUCCCCUAGCUAGCAGACAGAGCGACCCACCCUCCCCCGUACCAAAGCCUCGACACACACCAGCGUCCCAAGGUCUGGGUCUGGCCAGAACAUCUAGUGGAGGAGAUCUGCCCACUGAGAAUGGGGAAGCCUUCUCUGACCACAUUGCUGGUCGACCCACUCCGCCCACUCGUCCAAAGAGAGCUCUUGACCCUCCGCCCACGUCCAGCAAGCCCCCCACUACCCCAGCGAAACCAGGAGCGGGUGGGCGUGGUGGUCCCAGUCGUAGAGCCCCUCCCCCUCCAGUGAGCAGGAAACCAUCGCUAUUCCUAUCAUCACAGAAUCAAGAGGAUGAAAUGUCUGCACUCUGAACUCUGAACUCUGUGUAUGGCACUAACUAUUAGGACUGUGUGUGUGUGUGCGUGCGUGUCUUGUGAACCUUUUUAUGCUAAUAUUAUUAUAGGUAUAAUUAUAGUUGCAAAACGUG